AUGGUAGAGAUGCUGCCAACUGUCGUUGUGCUGGUCUUGGCAGUGUCCGUGGUUGCCAGAGAUAACUCCACGUGUGAUGGCCCCUGUGGGUUACGAUUCAGGCUGAACCCACAAGCAGGUUUCCGGAUUGUCGGAGGGCAGACUGCGCAGCGUGGGGCCUGGCCCUGGAUGGUCAGCCUACAGAUCUUCAUGUCCCAUAACAAGCGCAGGUACCACGCCUGUGGAGGUAGCCUACUGAACGCCCACUGGGUGCUUACAGCUGCUCACUGCUUCGAUAAUAAAAAAAAAGUCUAUGACUGGAGACUGGUUUUUGGAGCACAGGAAAUUGAAUAUGGAAGAAACAAGCCAGUGAGAGAGCCUCUGCAGGAGAGAUAUGUGCAGAAAAUCAUCAUUCAUGAAAAAUACAACAUUGUGACAGAGGGGAAUGACAUUGCUCUCUUGAAGAUCACUCCUCCGGUUUCAUGUGGGAACUACAUUGGGCCCUGCUGCCUACCUCAGUUUAAGGCUGGUCCUCCCAAAGUUCCCCAGACCUGCUACGUGACUGGGUGGGGAUACAUGAAAGAGAAGGCCCCCAGGCCAUCAACUGUCCUGAUGGAGGCACGUGUGGAUCUCAUUGACCUCGACCUGUGUAACUCAACCCAGUGGUACAGUGGGCGUGUCACAUCAACUAAUGUGUGUGCAGGGUAUCCUGAAGGCAAGAUUGACACCUGCCAGAGACAACGUCAACAGCCCCUUUGUGGUCGUGGGGAUCACGAGCUGGGGGGUUGGCUGUGCCCGUGCUAAGCAUCCUGGAAUCUACACAGCCACCUGGGACUACCUGGACUGGAUUGCUUCCAAGAUUGGCUCUAAU
Messenger RNA from Psammomys obesus (fat sand rat), 850 nucleotides. It is a transcript of the gene Acr, whose product is annotated as acrosin. The record is from RefSeq and is a predicted model, not a curated record. Lineage: Eukaryota; Metazoa; Chordata; Mammalia; Rodentia; Muridae. Gene Ontology annotation, biological process: acrosome reaction; proteolysis. The transcript is spliced from 5 exons. The coding region runs from base 1 to 783 and encodes 260 amino acids. Gene Ontology annotation, molecular function: serine-type endopeptidase activity.